Messenger RNA from Tremella mesenterica DSM 1558, 1425 nucleotides. RefSeq lists its product as uncharacterized. The record is from RefSeq and is a predicted model, not a curated record. Gene Ontology annotation, cellular component: tRNA-intron endonuclease complex. Gene Ontology annotation, biological process: tRNA-type intron splice site recognition and cleavage. Lineage: Eukaryota; Fungi; Basidiomycota; Tremellomycetes; Tremellales; Tremellaceae. The transcript is spliced from 5 exons. The annotation marks the transcript as partial.
GAAGAAGAAGAAGAAGAAGACGAAAGGGUGGAUUUAGCAAUGAUACAAAGUUUCGCUUCAAAAAUACAACAUUUACCUACUGGAGAAGGAUCAAGUAGAAUCAAGAUACAUAUACCUAAACGUGGUGAAAAAGAUUUUGAACCUUUAGCUGAGACUGUAAACCUUCAGGAGAUGAUGCUUCAACGGUCUAGGGAGGCGCUGUUUAAUGCUUUGGUUGGGGUGAGAGGAGGAAGUAGCAAAGCCAUUUCACACGCCGUAUACGACCCCACAAGCGAAGCCCCGUAUCCCAAAAUGCUCAUCACCCGAGGGCACAUUUACGAUUCUCUCGGUAUUGCUGUUCGAAAGGGUAAGGGCAAGUCAAGCGUUCAGCUUUUACCAGAAGAAUCUUUGUAUCUCCUCGAGCGUGGAAGUUUGCAAAUUUGGGUGGGUCCGGAGGGAGAUGAUGGGAUCGGGCAAUGGGAUGAAGAAUUUCAGGGGGUGAAGGGGGCAGUUGAGAUGAGUGUCAUGGAAGGCUAUGGAAAUUUUCUGGGAAGGGAAGGAUUGACAUGGGAGAGAUAUCAGGCAUAUGCUUACUUGAAACGAUUAGGAUAUACCGUACAACGAUCAAGAAGAUUCAUACCAUCUCAUUUCCUGGCUGAUCCUUUCACACGACACUCAAAUUGGCUUAAUCAGCAAAACGAAACUUUACCUCCUUUCCGAACAUGGUGGUCGAACCUCCCUCGUUGGUGUUCUCUUGCCAUCCGUCGAUUCUUCCAAUAUUCUUCGGCCUUGACAGCAAAUAUCGCCCACGUAGGCCUCAGACUUUCCUCCUCCAUCUUCCCUGGACCACGGCGGCAGUUUAAAGGCACAUUACUGCAGGAUUGGCUCGGAUCAACUUAUCCAUCUCUUUUCUCUCACCUUCGCAUCAUCCCCACAACCCACUCUGCUCCUCUACCUCUUCGUCCAACAUCUACAGCCAAGGACUCUAUAUACUCCGACCUGAAGACCAACCCCUAUAUCCCAUUUUUCCACGUAUGGAAACCCGCCGUCGCAUUCUCCAAAGUCAGAUGGGACCGAGGAUCGGCUCAAGGUCUAAUCAAUCAACCUCCCGAUUUCUUCGUUGCAGCUGUCGAAGCUCGUAAUACACCCAUGCCUUCCAUCCAUCAGCUCAAAGACGCAUGGGCACAAGUCCGUGAAGAACCUUCAGGUCCUAUACGAAGGCUUGGACCGCAAUACGAGAACCGCAAACCUAACACUCGGCGCUUCCAGUCGAAAGAGAAAAGUCGUUGGGAACGGUUCACCGAUUGGUGGAGAGGUAGCGAACCGAGAAAGUAUCAGGGUGGGAACAUGGGAGUAUUGAGAAAUGGAGAUAGGGCUUUGGUAGUGGCUGUCAACGAUUCUGGUAACACCGGAUGGGUUCGAUUCGGUAGAUCUGGAUUCGCCGAG